Molecule: messenger RNA, 3510 nt
Organism: Pantherophis guttatus
Lineage: Eukaryota; Metazoa; Chordata; Lepidosauria; Squamata; Colubridae
Product: glucagon receptor-like
Biological process (GO): adenylate cyclase-modulating G protein-coupled receptor signaling pathway; cell surface receptor signaling pathway
Cellular component (GO): plasma membrane
Molecular function (GO): peptide hormone binding; glucagon receptor activity
Source: RefSeq, a predicted model, not a curated record
CUGGGCAGGCUAGGACGCGCCAAACCUCUACUGGAUACCGGGUCUUCUGCGGAGGCGCAAGCUUCUUCGCCUCUUCGCCCGGGGCGAUCUUGACCUACUGGUGGUAGUGUGCCGUGCCGUGCCUGGCGUUUUCCCCACCAGCGCGGGGUCUGUGGGGCGCGAGAAAGACCUCUCCAUCUACCCGGAGGUGGGAAACAGGCUUCUACAGGAGACACACUAAGGAGAGAGAGCAUAGUUGGGUGAGUGAUUCAUACGCCGAAGCUGUGGCUCAUGAUGAAGGAGGUGCUCUUCUCCCAUCGUAUAGCAAAACGGAUUGGUUUCCUCUUGAUGAGUUCUGUCUUUAUGGAGAGUUGCAGUGCGAAGAUUCUAGAGAAGACAUUUGACCAGUGGUUGAGAUAUAAAGAUGAAUGUAUGAAGAAGAUGGCAAAUGAUCCUUAUCCUUCAGGUCUCUUUUGCAACAGGACAUUUGAUAUGUAUGCAUGCUGGCCGGAUGGGAAUCCAGGAGCGAUUGUCAAUGUAUCUUGUCCUUUCUAUCUACCCUGGUACGAGAAAGUUAAACAUGGGGUCGUGAGCCGCCAAUGUGGGCUUGACGGGAACUGGGUGCUGCUGAACGGGACGGCGUUCUGGCGGGAUCACGUCCAGUGUAUCGAAGAGAUGGAAACCACCACGAAAGAGGAAGCAGCUCAUCGCCUGAUGGUCAGCUUCAAAGUCCUCUACACAGUGGGCUACUCUCUGUCGCUCCUGGCCCUGACCUUGGCUCUACUCAUCCUGACUGUCUUCAGGAGACUUCGCUGCACUCGGAAUUAUAUUCACGCUAAUCUUUUUGCUUCCUUUGGUCUACGGGCCAUAUCGGUGAUUGCGAAGGAUGCGUUGCUGGAGAAGAUGUGGGGAAGGGAGACCUUUCAGAUGUCUGACUGGGAAGACUUAUUGAGUCACGAGGCUGCCAUUGGUUGCCGGGUGGCUCAGGUCUUGAUGCAGUACUGCAUUCUAGCCAAUCACUAUUGGUUUCUGGUGGAGGCCGUCUACCUAUACAAGCUGCUGAUUGGUGCCGUGUUUUCAGAGAAGAAUUACUACACGCUGUACCUCUACCUUGGCUGGGGGACCCCUGUGGCCUUUGUGGUACCCUGGAUGGCUGCCAAAUACUUGAAGGAAAACAAAGAGUGCUGGGGUGUUAAUGAGAACAUGGCUUACUGGUGGAUUAUUCGUAUUCCUAUUCUACUGGCAUCUACGAUUAAUCUGUUGAUUUUCAUGCAAAUUCUCAAAGUGAUCUUGGCUAAAUUACGGGCUAGUCAGAAGGACUACGCGGAUUAUAAACUGAGGUUAGCCAAGGCCACCCUCACCCUCAUCCCUCUCUUUGGGAUCCAUGAAGUGGUCUUCAUCUUUGCCACGGAUGAGCAAACCACGGGAAUCUUGCGCUACAUCAAAGUUUUCUUCACACUUUUCCUCAACUCCUUCCAGGGGUUUCUGGUUGCUGUUCUCUACUGCUUUGCCAAUAAGGAAGUGAAAUCUGAAAUGAAGAAGAAGUGGCAGUUGUGGAAACUGGACCAUCCAGCGGUCAGCUGCAGUCAGUGAAGGAGAUAAUAUGGAAUUUGGUACAUCAUACAGCAAGAAUGGGCAGAAGCUGUUCAGAUAGGCCUUGGGACUGCUCCGAAUGGAUUGUUGCUGCCGUUUAAGGCAAUUAUGACCUUCUUUGGAAUGAUGCCCUUUGAUGGUUUGCUAUCUUCACUGUCUUGAAGCCAAAACAUGGGGAAAGAUGCUUGAUCCAGUGUUAUCAGGAGGAUGAGGAGGAAGUUCUGAAGAACAUGUUGGGAGAACUGUCUGGAACCAACAGCAAAAGGAAUCUUGGAAGUGUCUGAGUUUGUUGCAAAAUCAAAUCCAGAAAGCACACACAGGUAAACUGAUUCAGCAGGAUUCAUUAACUUCUUUAUAUACAUAACAGCACAUGAAGUAAUAUAUACAAUACCAAGAGUGGUUCUUCAGUUUCAGAUCAGUUCAGAGAGGCAGACUAGACUAGUUCGGACUUGUUUGCAGCUCCAGAGCGCAGACUAGUUUCAGUUUCCUUUUUGCACAGACUCAGAGCUGAGCCACGCCCAGACUCCAAACUGUUUCAGCUCCCAUUGGCUGAUCUGUUGCCAUGCCUAUUCAUUGGCUGACCUUGUUACCAUGUCUUCCUAGUCAUGAAUAUUCUGACAGGAACAUUUUCAAACAGCGUUGCAUGCAUGUAUCAUGGACCUUAAUUCGCUCAGGAUUCAAUUUUUAUUGGUCAGAUUUGAGUUUCGCGACAGGUGAAGGCCUUAAUGCUCGCCAGGCACGAAUACAUGGAGUUUUGCUCUUAUGCCUUUCAUUAUAGCAAGAUGUGGCGGUCCUAAGAGGUGAAAAGGCCGGUCUUCAUUUUCACUUCUGGAUCUCCUGGACAAAAGGGGAGGAAUCCGGAACAGCUUUCCAUCAACUGAUGUAGGGCUCCCCACUCAAGCAAUGGCCAACUUACUACUUAUCCAGCUCUAUCCCGGGGCCUUCCCUAUUAUCUACAUCGAGGUUCAGUGCAGAUUUGAAAAAUGUUCAGAACUUUUUUUGUCAUUCACAGGCUCAACAUUUAUCUCCAUUUUUUUCUUCUUUUUAUAUACAUAAGUGGAAUCAUGAUUGCUGAAAGAAGCACGUUUAGCCUUGGCUAAACUGCAGAAAAGGGACGCGGUGGCUCAGAUGCUGAGCUUGUCGAUCAGAAGGUCGGCAGUUCGAAUCCCUAGUGCCACGUAACGGGGUGAGCUCCCGUUACUUGUCCCAGUUUCUACCAACCUAGCAGUUCGAAAGCACGUUAAAAAAUGCAAGUAGAAAAAUAGGGACCACCUUUGGUGGGAAGGUAACAGCGUUCCGUGCGCCUUUGGCAUUGAGUCAUACCGGCCACAUGACCACAGAGAUGUCUUCGGACAGCGCUGGCUCUUUGGCUUUGAAAUGGAGAUGAGCACUGCCCCCUAGAGUCGGGAACGACUAGCACAUAUGUGCGAAGGGAACCUUUACCUUUAAACUGCAGAAAAGAAUGCUUUAUGAAGGAAUGGUGUACAGAAGGGUUUAGAGUUUAAAAAUUCCACAUCUCUUAUUUAAAAAGGAUACUGGUAUUGGACAAGCAUGGUGCCCAGCUGUCCAAAAGAGGAUGAAAUUGUAGUGUUUUAAGCCAGUACAGUAAGAAAGAACCAUAUUCACCAUUUUGUAUUAAAAAAGAAAGGCAAACCUAAAUCAUUUUUUUAAAAAUUAUUUGCAAGGCAUGACUGCCCCCCAAAAAACAGCCUCAAUCUAGAUUCUGGGAAAAGAGGAUGGUCAAUGUGAAUGAAACUAUUUUGGAAUUUCAAAAAAGCAUCCCUGCCGAUAUUGAAUCCUGACAAAUGUUAGGAAAAUAGAACUUCAUGUGAGCUUAGCCCGCCCCUGGCACGUUCCUUUGGAUUUAAAAGAUGUUGGUGCUUGUAGACAUUUGUAUAUGUAUUAAAAAGAGUGUAAAUAAAUAUUUUUCCAGCAGAA